UACGAUAUCCCCUACCCGACGUUCGUCCUGUACGCGAAUCGAGUGCACAACAUGCUGGGUCCUAGCGCCGACGGCGGGGCCGGUGAGUAUCUGCGCCCGAAGGGACGAGGAAGACCGCAGAGGAUCUUGCUGGGCGUCUGGCCGGACGAGCACAUCCGCGGUGUGAUUCGCGCGGUGGUAUUCCGCGACGGGCACUCGCCCCACAUCGUCAAGGAGGAGCCGACCACGAUGUACCCCAGCCUGGCGAACUACGCGGCCUGCAACGGCCCGGAAGGCGCGGUCAGUCCGGGUGCGGCAGCAGCGGCUGCGGUCGCGGCGGUCGCUCAAGGUCUGCGACACCAGAUGUGCAGCAUGGUGGCAGCGGCGCACUCGCAGCAGCACGACAUGAUGGCGACGAACCUGUCGACGAACCUGUCCACCAGUCUGUCGUCGAAUCUGCAGGCGGCGAUGCAGGCCAGUCAGCACCACAACAACAACAACACGAGCAGCAACGCGAGCGGCAUCCUCGGUAGCGGUAACAGCGCCGGCAACAACAACGGCAAUUCCCCGUUGAAUCUCGGCCUGGCGAGUCCGGGCUCGGGCGGACCGCCCGAGAGCCCGUUGGAGAGUCCGUUGGCGAGCCCGCUGGGUCCGUUGAUGGACCCGUCGGGCCACAUACCCAGCAGCGUGGAGGUCGGCAUCGGCGUGAGCGGCAUGACGUACAAGCCGGCACGAAGCUUCGUCAGUCCGCGUCCGGAGAAUCUCUUCCAGGAGGACAUCGCCGAUCUGGUGAAGAGCCCCCACGGUCUCAAGGACAAGGACAAGAUCCCGGUGAAGCUCGAGCCGCUCACGGACUCGCGCUGCGAAUAGUAAGCCAUCUCGGUGGCCGCGGAACGAGGAGGAGAGACGACGACGACGUCAGCCGCUGCAGGAUCGCCGGCCGUGGAAGGACGAGGAGGCGCAUCGAUGACCCCGAGGAGGAUCUCUCUCUCUUCGAGGCCGUCAGCGGCUGAGGACCGGUGAUAUGCGGAGGACCGGUAGGCUUCUCGCGAAGAAUCGACCUCUUGUCCGAUUCGACUUCACCUCCUCGCGGGAGUUUAUAGUAUAUAUAACGCAUACGCGACUCCGAACGUUAUACGCGAGCGCGAUGUACUGUGCAUACGAAUAUCUUAGAGGGAUGUUAGAGAGAAAGAGAGGCUUACAAUCAAAAGAAAAAAAAAUAAACUAACGGAGACACAGAGUGCGGACGAGAUAAGCGAGUGUCGAGAUAUUCUCGCCUGGCUCACAGCUUCGGGAAAGGACGAUCGAAAAACCGGUAGUGGCCCCCGUCCUAGACGAGGAUCGCGCACGGUCGAUCCUUCGACAGUGGGAAAGUAGAAACGGAGGGAAAGAAAGAGAGAGAGAAAGAGAAAGAGAGCGAGAGAGAGUAAAACCUUCUUUUAGCAAACAUACUAUAGCUAUUGGGUCGCCGGCGCCUCGCGAGCGCGCCGCCACCUUUUUCCAAUCUAGAUAGUCGUGUCAUCGUCGUGUCGUACAGACUAUGUACAUGUAAUAAAGGUAAAACCCACACACGCCACACACGCGCACACGUAUGGACAUACAUACACUUUCACACACACAUACACAAACAGACACACGAGCGCGCCGUACAUACACAAGAUACACACUCGAAAUUUAUACCUACGCAUUAUACGAUAAUUGUACUUUUAAUGCCAAAUGUAUAAUAACUCGUAAGGGGUCGCCUACUGCCGAAUGAUUGAUUAUUCGAGACGGGUAUCGACGAGAAAGUAAGAAACCGCCUCGAAGAGAGCUGCACGUUGUACUAUCGAGUCCUUACACAACGUGUCAUGGAUCAGUUUGUGAUAUACCCUAAUUUUUAGGUGUCGCAAAAGAUUUGCUUGGAAUUAUUUUAAGACUAUAAAAGUAAGGUUUAUUAGCGGUAUAUACAUAUAUAUAAUAUGAAAGUAAUAAAUUACAGAGAUCGCGAACUCUCAUUUUCUAUUUCUGUAUAAAUCAUUCUAAGAACGUAAAUCUUGCUUUUAGACAAAAUAGAUCUGGUUUUAAAUUGCUUAUAUAAAUCCACUAAUAGAAAUAUUUUCCUUUUUUUUACGUAUAUCGAACGUCUUAAAGAUAAGUCUAGCGCUUUUAUCUAUAUGAAUCUCUUCGGAACAGAAAAUCUCAAUUUUAUCCGCGACGCUUUGUGCAAGAAAUACCAUCCUUUUGACGCCAGGCAGUAAGCGACGUCACCGAUCUAAGCUCGAUAAGUAAGGGAGAUGUACAAAAUUCACUAUGAUUGUCUACCAAGCAAACGAGCAAAAAAGAAAAUUAAAGAGCGAAAGAGAGAAAGAGCGACGGAGGGAAAAAGGUACGACAAAAGUAUUUAGAGACGGAGAAAACAAAUUCAACGGCUUAUAAAGCGAGCACACUCUAGGCCGAGAUGAUCGCUAUAAAGUUAUUAAGUAUAAUGAUUGCCUUCCUGCCAUAUUUGGGGUAUGCCAAGUAUAAAAAUUAUAAGGUUUAGGGAUUAGGGACGAGAAACUGUGGCUCGACACGACAGACCGUGUCGAAAUUUCGGUGAGAGUUCGGCGACCACGAGUGUCUGGCAUCGAUGCGAGAUUGCGAGCCUGAAUAUAUGAGUCUGCGUGCGAGCGUGAACGGCGUGUGUGAACGCGAGUACGGACGGUGGGAGCGAAUGUGGCUUGAGAGAAAGAGAGAGAGAAACAAAAACUCGUAUACGUGUUCUUCUUUCGAAAGAUCGUGCUAUUUUUCAAAAUUUUACACACGUCGCGCGAUGAUUCCGCGAAGGGAUCUCGAAUCCUCGACAAUCGAUGAACGAGCCGUGCCGAGAAUCCGUUAAAGUGACGAGGUAUUUUGAUACCGUGCAAAAUUAGAGCGGAAUUAUGCACUAAUAGGAUUUAUUGAAGAUUGUAAUUAAUCGCCUUUGCUAAAUUCAGAACGAUCUGUAGAGUUUUAAGACUUGAUUAACGCCAAGUAUCGCCUUUCGACGGUGUCUAAUACGUAGAUUUCCUCCAUUUGACCACUGUCAUUAAUAAGUAGGCGAUUUUUAUUAUAAUGUCGAGCAAAUUGAACAAAAUUGUGCACGAUUUAUUGGAAUUGAAUUUAUUGGACCCCUGUAAUUGAUCGUCUGCGCUAAAUUCGAUUCAACCAUCUCAGAUUUGAUUAUCGCGAAGUAUUACUUUUGAUGAUGUUAAUAUGAAGAUCCUCGCGUUUUGGAUCAUUUAUAUCUUUGAUCGACUAUAAAAGGAUCGUAAUUUUUCAAAUAGCUUAAUCCUAAACGUAUCUGUCGCGAAAACAGAACUUUCUGGAUAUAUUCUAACAUCGGCACGCUGGUUCGGGAGAGAGAAAGAGGAAGAGUGCGAGAGGAAUGCCAGUAAGAAUGAGAGAAAGAGACUCCUUGUAAGUGUAAAAAGUAAACAAAAAAAAAUUCGAAGUGGCCUUCGGUGAAAGGGAAAGAUCAUCGCUUUUCGCUUUUGCUCGUACGAGGCUUUUGGCGAAACGAGCCAUCCGUGUUAUCCGUUUGUCUGGAAAACUUUACGGUAGAGAGGGUAAAAAAAAUCGCAGGAAGAAAAAAAAUUGAUUCUCGCGCCACGCUCAUGCAGCCAGAAUAUUUUCCGGUGAAGAAGGGAAGGGAAAAGGGGUAAGAGAAGGGGAUCGCGCGAUCGUAGCAUGUAUCUGACUAAGAGACUAAGAGACAAAACAUCAGGCAAGUCGAAAAUAAAGGGGGGAAAAAAGUAACACGUUAUUCUUGAUACAAACUUUUGUGCGAAAACGCGACGGUGUCGCGAGGCGACACAAACGGCGAUUUAUUAUUAGUAUACGCGUUGCGAGACUUCAAUCGACCACGUUUUUCAUUUCGGCGAGAAAUUCGGAAAGCGCGAAUUCUAUUUACCAUUUAGGCAUUAAUGUGUUCAAACGUAAAUUCGCGCGAGAUGUGCGACGGUAAAAAAAAAACUGAGAAGAAAAAUAGGGAACGGGGAGAAAAAGAAGGGUUGCGCGGACGAGGAGCCGAAAUUUAAUAGAGAAGCGCAAGCCGAAUCGCGAAAAAAAUUCAAGUGCAAGAGGAGGAGAGAAAGAACAGCGAGAGAAAGGGAGAGUACACGAGGUCGCGAGAGCGUGGGGAAGAGAGAGAGCGAAUGCGGAAGAGUUUAAAAUUAAAUAUUGUAUAAAAAGAAAAAAAGUAGUAAGUGCCUUCCAAAAAAAAAAAUUAAGUGUCCCGUAGACCGUGACCACUUGACUAAGCGACGAGAAAAGUCAUUCGAAAUUCUGCUGAAUGCAUUACUCGUGUGAUCUUGUUUGUAGAUACGUUGCGCAAGCUUGACAUAUCGCUUUUUUCGAGUUGAUAUUUCAUUUUCUCCGUGGCGCUCGUCGAUAUAGAUGAUAUGAUUUUAUUCUCGAUUAAAACGAACAACAAGUCAAAUGAUAGUUUCGAAAAGGAAACCUUUCUGUAUUCUUUUAUAUUAUUAUUUUGUAUUUAUUUCCUUGAGAGAUUGUUUAAUUUCUAAUUACAAUUGACGCUGUAAACGUGCGGAGCGUCCCAUUUUUCGAACUCGAUAUAAUCCUCAAAUCCAAAUCGAGCCGAAUUCGAUGGUCGAUAUAAAUUUGCAGUGACAGAAUUUUUCAAUGCAAAAUUUUUCGACAGUUCCUGAACUAUUCGCGAAGAGAAAAAUCCCCCUUUCGAGAUUUUCCGUCUAUUUGCAAAAAAAAAAAAAAACGUGGUUGCGCAAUGAGCGAGAUAUUCAGUUAACCGACGAGAACCCUCCUAUAUGUCGAAUGCGCAAUGUAUCUACGAACUCUGUGUGCGUGUCAGAGUGAAUGUCCGAAGCAACAAACUACCCGACAAAAUUUGUGUUUUGGAUCAAUCCACACAGGUAAUACCCUGAAUGGCAUAUUCUCGAAAUGUUUUCCUUUUUCGUUUCCCGGCAAUGCAAAUAAAGUCGACGCAUUUUUAGGUAGGAGGGAGAAAAGAGCAUAGGGGGAGAAAAAAAAUGAAAGCGGAACAGCUGACCGACCGAACGGAGAACGGCUAUUUCGAGAGGACCCUUUCGUUUCCACAUUUUGAUAUAUACAUAUAUGUAUCUGUGAACAGAUGGUGAAAAAAAAAAGAAUAUACCUAUAUUACAUACCUAAGACGUAAGUGAACAAAAAAAAGUAUCUAAUACGCUAUUAUUGAUAUAGAACACAAAGUGAAUAUAUAUAUGAGAAAAAAGUAUAUUAUAUAUAUAUAAAUAUAUAUAUAUAUAUAUAAAAAAUUGAUAUAUUGACGCUGUAGGAUUAUACUGAGGCUGAGUGCGUUUAUUGCGAAAGAGAGAAAGAGCGAGAGAGCGCGAGAACGAGAGAGAGACAUAAAGAUAGAGACCGCGGUUCUUUUUUUCCGAACGUCGUCGAGAACGAAACAAAAGUUCACGGGCAGAGAGUUUUGCGCUAGGCGAACUAAAGAGGCUGAAAGGCUUUAGAAUUGAGAAGAUAAAGUAGCUCGUAGGAUUUUUUUAUCAGGCCGGCACACAAAAAGGACGGGAACGUGCGUG
Temnothorax curvispinosus is the source of this 5525-nucleotide messenger RNA. Its product is annotated as homeobox protein 2-like. The record is from RefSeq and is a predicted model, not a curated record. The transcript has 3 exons. Lineage: Eukaryota; Metazoa; Arthropoda; Insecta; Hymenoptera; Formicidae. Bases 52 to 849 code for a protein of 265 amino acids.